Messenger RNA from Suillus clintonianus, 1554 nucleotides. RefSeq lists its product as uncharacterized. The record is from RefSeq and is a predicted model, not a curated record. Bases 1 to 1554 code for a protein of 517 amino acids. NCBI's taxonomy places the organism in Eukaryota, Fungi, Basidiomycota, Agaricomycetes, Boletales, Suillaceae. The transcript has 8 exons.
AUGGACAACUCUGAUUCCUUUACGCCAGUCGAGUACGACCCCCACGACCCCCCGGGCCUCACUACUAGUAACCGUCGGGGCGCACACGUUCAACAUGGCUCCCGAUACAGCCCAUACGCAGCGCGUAGCCUCACGAACUCGAAGCCAUCCACGUCAGUUGCAUCAGCUAGCGUGAUGGAUGAUACCGAAAGUACUCGAUGUAUCACAGACUUGCUGGACGCCCCACAAUCCAGGGGGAGCAUGAAAGACUACGGCAAAAGUCAGCUUCAGGCUAUUGAGUGGGCGCAAAUGCGCCUCGUUAUGGACAGUGUAUCCGUGGGCUGGCUUAGGAACCUGACGAAGGAUGAGAAGAGCAAUAUGGAGACCCGCGUCACCGAGAUUAUCUCUCAUGCCAGUGUAAAAUUCAGUUGUGUGUUGAUAGCCAGCACCUACCUCAAAAACUUCGUCAUCGAUGCCCUAACGAAGGAUCGUAGACGGCUCCAUACUCCGACAUCCACCGAGGUCCUUAUAUUCGUAAAUCCAGCUGUGAUAGGUGCUCAUUCCUUGCAUUGGUGUAAUGACAAGAGAUCCCCGCUCUGUGAUGAAGAGAUGAGGGCAUCGAUCCCAACCACGACCCUUCACAUGCUCUCAGCGACAUCGGCAGCGACAAGGUUUGCCAUUGAUCGGUAUGUCGAUCAACAACUCACCGGAACAAAGAGCACUCUGCGGUACUCUACCCAUGCAUAUGCCGGCGAGCAGGGUUUGAUUACGGAGGCGAUGUCGGAUUCCCUCAAAAAGGAUCUACAUCGGCGGCCCUUCGAGGCGAACUUACUAGAUAUUCAUCACAGAGGCCUUCGAACUUUGCACAAGAUGCUGAACCUUGAGCCUCCUCAAAUUCCAAUUUACAUACCUACGACAGCGCAGGAGUUAAGCAUACCGCACCAAAUACAAUCUACCACCUUGCCUUCCGCUUUGUCGCCGCUCGCGCAAGCGAGUGGUCAGGCGCCAUUGACGAUGGUGGAACCAGAGUCUGAGUUGUCAUUGGGAGAGAUGCCAUGUGACACGGAAUUUAGCUCAUGGUUCUCUGGUCUGGAGAUGAACUUCGAGAAGCCCCAACUUGACUCGGAAGCCUCUGGGUCAGGAUUGAACUACAAUGACUUGGACAGGCCUUUCAGCCUAAAUAUGACAUGUUCUGUGAUCAACUCGGAAUGUUUUAACGACUCAAACGACCAUUUCAUUUCCCGCUUCUUGCUAGCACUGGCAGCCCCAACGUGUAAUGCGCGCAAGCCUUGCGUCAGCUCUUUGGAUAGUUGUUCUCUCAGUUUUGUUUCUACUGAUAAUGGUGUCCCAUUGCGGUGCUCCAGGCUGCUCUUGGGAGAAGGCAACAAACCCCGUGGACUCAACAGACAUCGCGCGUCUUGUGAUUUCUACAAGAGGAGUAGCUCUCUUGCAACUCAGAAGAGACGGGAGCGUGCCAAAGAAGCUUCACACGCAGUCACGGACAAGGACGAGGGUCUGGCGCUGGUGUCUUUGGUGCCCCCGGUCUCGGUGACACGGGACCCUCCCCCGACCUAG